Molecule: messenger RNA, 5805 nt
Organism: Portunus trituberculatus (swimming crab)
Lineage: Eukaryota; Metazoa; Arthropoda; Malacostraca; Decapoda; Portunidae
Product: glutamate receptor ionotropic, kainate 2-like
Exons: 5
Coding region: 1-1443 (480 amino acids)
Cellular component (GO): membrane
Molecular function (GO): glutamate-gated receptor activity
Source: RefSeq, a predicted model, not a curated record
AUGAACGUCACGCAAUCAUCAGUGAGUAUUCUGGAUCACGAGGUGGUACAGCGCUCCAAGCACCUGGCGCUACUGCAGCCCUUCAACAAAGGUGCUAUGAAUACUUUCAUUGUUCUUACCAGCUUCCCCUUCCGUGCGCAGCCUCUUGUUAUUAUGAGUCUAUGGGAUAAAACGCUUUUUCGGUCAGACACAGACUUAUUCCUAGAACGCCAUCCCAACAUGGAGGGCGCAACGUUACGUUUGGGAUCUUGGUGUGACGACUAUCCAUUCAUCUAUCUCCGGGAACCCAAUGACGAUCAGUGCAUUGGUGCCAGCUUAGACACUCUUACUUUGAUCGCCGCCAAACUUAACUUCAGUUAUGAAGUUCAGAAAGAAACCCAAGACCGCAACUGGGGGGCCUUGGAAAAUGGCCGUUGGACAGGAAUGCUGGGAGAUUUAGUUUACAAUAAUAAGCACUUGGUAAUUAAUCUUUUCCUUGUCAACUACGACCGAUGGCGAGACUUCGACACCACUUAUCCAUACCAUGCCGAGGGGUUCGGAUUCCUGGCUCCACUGCCUCCUCCCAUCCCGCAGUGGAAAAGCAUCACUUAUCCUUUCACAGGCAUCAUGUGGUUGACCAUGAUCGCCUGUACACUCAUCGUGGCUCUGCUGUCCACUCUCUUACCCGUAGUCAUGGAAAAGGAUAGUGUGGACUAUGCCAGACUCAUCUUGAUGGUGUAUGGCGGGAUCCUGCGACAAGCGGUACAGCUACGAGGCGUGGAAUGGCUGGCGGCGUGGUGGUUAUCGUGCAUCAUCAUCACAACCGCCUACACCACCAACCUGGUCGCCUUCCUCACUGUGCCUGUGUAUCCAACACGAAUGGAGACCGUGGCAGAGCUGGCUCAGUCUCAUCUCAGGCUAACAAUGCAGGACUACGGUAACUUCGUGCCCGCUGCCCUCAAGGAAUCCUCGGACCAGAGUCUUGCUGCUUUGGGAAACAAGCUUGAUUUGUUUACGUAUGAGCUGGAGUAUGACCCAGGGUUCAGAGGCAUCCGCAAUCAUGAACAAGUCUUGAUCGAAACUUACUCUUACCUGAGUAACCUUCAGAUGCAGUACAACGCCACACGUUAUUCCUACCUCAUGAAGGAACAGAUUUAUUCAGGCCACAGUGCAUGGUUUCUGCCUAAGAACACGCCAUACACGACAAAGUUGUCGCAUCUCCUCACCAGACUGCGGGAGACUGGAAUCCUUUACAAAUUUUUUAUAUACCACUUCCCUCCAAGUGACGAUCAAAAUAAAAGAACCCAGACCCCGAGGCUGAGCGUGGACCAGCUGCAGGGCGCCUUCCUACUCCUCUUGUUGGGUUUGGCCUUGUCUUUUACAACAUUCAUGAUAGAAUACAUAUGUAACAAAAAAAUACAGAGCACAGAUAAACUAGCAGCACUUACAGUGUUUCCCUAUUGAUUCACCUUGGUGUUGCCUCUAUAAAGAUGGGUUUACACAUGUCAAUAUGCAGGUAGCAAUGCUACCCACUAGAGGUAUUGGGUAGAUUUUGGUGCCUUGCAGAUGGAGCUGCUACCAGCAAUACAAGACCAGCACAUUGGUUUUGUCCAGCCGUUAGUGGUUUUGUUUACAUUGUGAAGUCACGGAGGAGGAUUUGGAGAUGUGGUAUCCAAAGGCAGAGAAGAUGCUGAAGUUAGUGAGGGACAAACACAUGUCUAGGACCCAAGACAUGAGUUAUACAGCAAAAAAAAAAGCUUGCGUAGAAGUCUGUUGAUGAGAUUUCUGCCACUCUAGCACUGAGGACUGUUUCCGUCUGCAGUGUCUUGUUGGAGGUGAUGAUUUACAGUGGAGAUUCAAUACUCGAACGUCUUAAUAGUUAACCUUUUCAAUAAAUACUCACCGCAAAAGUUCAACGUAAUACUGGAAAAAAUACCCGAUAGUCGAACGUCCACCAGUUGUCCCGCUGCGGUCGUGAGAACAUUCUCUUGUGUUCUGUCUGCAGCGUUUCAUUUAGAAACUUACAAUGGCACCAAAGAGGCUUAUUAGUGGUGAAAAUAAGGAAUCUAGUGAGAGUACAAGUGUUAGUGAGCAAUAGCCCUCCACUAGUGGGUUCACAGGAAUCACACGUUUUCAUGGAGGGUGACUCAUCCUCCCACAAUUCAGAUAUACAAGGUCUUCCAUCCGGUUGGCUUACUUUGGUCUCGGCCGUACAUAUACGUCACGUAAGCCCCCAGUCAACGUUCGCUGUGGCUCGUGUGCUUGAAUUUGAUUUUUUUUUUCACCUCCCCACUCACAGCCCUUUUUGUGGAUGCGUGAGCUUACCAUUCUGCCCUGUUACUUCAUAUUAUGGGGCCUAGAAAACUAAUUAGUAAGGCCCAAAUCUCAGUUAUUUGUGCCUUUGUGAGGAGAAUAAGUCAAAUCAAGAAAUUGCCAAAGACCCGGUAGUAACCGCUACGAUCCAUGCUACACAACACACACAGUAAAACACCCAGAUUCUUUGAUGGUGUGGAGUUGUUUUCUUACUAUGGUCUUGGAAAAUUAGUGUUUUUGCCUAAGAAUGUUCGUAUGAACCAAAAUAACUACUUUGAGCUAAUUCUGGAUGAGUUAGAUGAGUGUAUGGAAAAGUGCAAUGUAGAUAUCGUUUUGUCUUUCUUUUUGUAUUAUGGCAGCAACGCACAGCACAACUAUUGGGCAUUAUAAAGAGAAAAUAAAAAUUGGUCUCAACAUGGCGAGGUCAGAUUAUGGCUUGGCGCAUGGUUGCUUGGGUGCGUGUGACAGGCGCAGAGGUCAGGGUCUGACUGGCUACUGGCUAGCUGGGCCCCUGCAUCACACCGACUCGGGGCCCACAUGAAUCAUAGACACGUGACUGUGGAUUGUUACCCAACCUAGAAGGUUUCAUGUGUACAGUGUGUUAGUAAGUUUGAGUGAGAGAAUGCUAGUAAGUGUGGUUGUGUGCGGAUGGAAGACCUUAUAUAUCUGGACCGUGCGUCCUCCGACGAAUAACCUCCCUCCUCCUCCCAACCCUUCCCCCUUCCAUUUCCUCUCCUUCUUUCUCCUCUACUUACUUACGGUAAGUACAAAUCAAAAUUGUAAAAAAAAAUUUACAUUGCAAUUUUUGUAAACUUAAGGUUUUGCUAAGCUCAUAAUGAAUUACCUGAUUUACAGGUAGUAGUAGUCAAAUUUUUAGAUACUUGAACGGCCAUUUGGAACGCAUUAAGUUCGAGUAUUGUCUCCAUUGUCAUUUCAUUGCAAUUGUGCAUAGAUCUUUUUAAGAAGACAUUUAAUUGGGUACCUGUUUGUUUACAUUCAUUUCCCGCCAACCAGCCAAUACUUCACUGCCACUGUGUGUGAACACUCUCCAGCUAGGAGGGCUCUGUUAAUACUUCUAACGCAGUGGUUCCCAAACCUUUCCUGAGCUAGUACCACUUGGAGGUCCUGUACAGUCCCCACAUACCACCUGGUUCCAGAGAAACUUAAAUUUCGGCACAAGUUCACAAGUAGAACACACAAAUGAACUAACAACAAAGAACACAACUCAGUUUAAUACGAGGAAUGCAUUUGUUUUUUCUCCACCAGAUGAACUAUGCUAGAUUAUCUUCUGUAAGCUAGGCAGUAAUAAUUUUCCUGAGAAAUGAAUUAAUUUAAUUAUAUUAAAUGUCGCCUAUGAUCUCAAAAGUCCUAGUGCACCACCUGGAAGGCUUUCAUGUACCACUGGUUGGGAAUCACUGUUCUAAUGUGUAGCAUUGCCAUAUUGACAUGUGUGAACAUGCCUUGAAAUAUUAGAAUUCUGAAAAGUAGGAAAAUCAGAUUUAUAAAUCUAUUGAAUAAGUUAAAUAAGAAAAAGUUAUCUAAAUCAUAAUGUUACUAGGCAUUAAGUUCCUCACUCCAAAACGCUGCUCCAGUAACAAUAAAGCCUACCAUUAAUCAACCAGUAUGUUAUGAAUGUCAUGGUGAAAAAGCGUGUCUCACACGACCUUACUUUUUACUGUUAUUUGUAUAAAUCUAUUCUACCUUAUUUACUUAUCUAUUUUGUUUGUUAUUUUUCAUUAAUUAUGACAUGAAUAUAGGGAAUAUGAAUAAAGAAUGAAUGUAUUUGAAAAAGAUUAUUCUUUAUUAAAUUGUAUUACUGAAAUAUGUCCAUCUGCUUUUAGAAUGAAAUUAACUUAUGUCAGGGCACAGUAAUUAUCCCAAAAAUUUUAAUAAAAAAGUAUUUAGUCCUGUUAGUAUUCAAUGGCAUCUAGUUCCAGACUGAUAAGAGCUAUAGUCUAGUGUUUGUCUUAAGCCGGGUACACAGUACAUGAUAUAAAACAAGGGAAAUGUUCCAUAACCGAACCUCAUCAUGUCGAGAACUUCCAUGCAUCCCACCUCGCUCAGUCUGUCAGGCAGCCUACAUUCAGAGGACGUACUGCUAAUGGCCAGCAUCUAUGUCAUUACAUUACAGAUUAGUGACCUGUUUACUUUUGCCUGUUCCAUUACUCUUCAUCUUGUCUUUUUCUCUCCUCAUGAUCGCUAGCAUAUUCCCUAAGUGUGGAGGGGUAUAAAACAGGAGAAAUUAGAGCCAAUCAGAGAGCGAGCUGAGUGUUGUGACUUCACCAGCUGGCAACGUCACAACACUGCCUGUCUUCACUCUUUUCUUCUGUUUUCUAUGUAGCUUCAUACGCUUUCUAAUACUUAUUUCUUUCAUACGCAUAAUGCAGAUAUCGUGUACAAUAAUAAAUUUAACGACUACCUAGAAGCUUUUAUUCGUUUCCUUUCUUGUCCAUGCUCUAGAUCUUGAUUUUACUGUACUUGGACUCAGGCAGUUAUAAACAAACGAAAACACAAUGCAUUAUUGCUACACUACCUAUCCUAGUUCUACUCACUAUUCACUACAUCCUAUUUUUGGUACACCACAUUUUCUCCACAAAGGUCUUCAGUCUAUUUUAGAGACAAAGACACAACAGACACACAAUUUCCUCGCCAACAAGCAGUGUUGCCCCAUUGCAUUAAAGUCUUGAUUUUUCCAUAUUUCUUUUGGAUCUCAGACAUGUUUCGAGAUAAUGAUACCGUGAAGUAGUUAAUACUCUUCUGGUCCAGCUUUAUACCUCUGUCUCAACAUAACCUUUUGUAAUAGUGUUAUUGUGAGAGUUAAUUGAUGUAUAGUUGUGAUGACGAAGGUAAUAAGAAAAACAGAGUUUGAAAAGAUAAUAGCAGUCUUAUGAUAAAGAGAGUUCGUGGAGAAGCGUGGCAGAGAGGCAAGUGUCUUAGAGGGGGAGAUAACAAUCGUGACAGAGGGGAGAGGGAUGCGAGGAUUCAAGGUCUAGCUGUCUCCCAGUGAUACGUUUGCUUGUUUGUUUCUUGUUGUCCUCUCUUCUUGAAGUUUGUGAUUCUAAUCCUCAUCCCAAGAAAUGUCCCCAGAUCGAACUGCUCUCUUGAUGGCCACCCAAAAUGUCUUGACACCUCCCGCGACUUUUUCUUCAUUAACUUCUACAACAUUCGUGGUCUAAGAUCAAAUUUUCAAUCUGUUGAACACCACCUCUCCUCUACUAAACCUCAUCUUUUCCUCACCAAACCACAGCUGUCUGAGGCAACUGACAGUAGCCCUUUCUCUGUUCCCUCCUACUUUCUCUAUCCUCAUUUUCGUUCUAAAGCUAGAUGUGUCUAGUGCGCAGCGACUUCACUAGCUCUCCUGCCUACGCCCUUGAAUCUUCCGAGUUUUCCACCAUCUGGCUUGGACUCAUUAGUCACUCCAUAACUAAAUUUAUCUGUGUUGUCUAUCACUCCCCUAACUCCUCUGACUAUAGUAAAUUCUUUGACUAUUUAACUUCCAAAGUGGAGCACAUU